UUCCACAGCGCUCUGCUCUCCAGUCUGCUCCCUCAGCUGACCAGCUCCAGGAUGGCGGUGAGGAAGCGCUCCAUCUUGGCUCUGGGUCACCUGGUUCCCUGCUGUAGCCCCGCCCUCUUCUCCCAGCUGACUGAACACCUGACCAAUGAGCUCGCAAAGGCCCCGCCCGUUUCCAUGGCGAGGACGUACAUCCAGUGCCUAGCAACCGUCAGUCGUCAGGGCGGCCAUCGAGUCGCUGUCCAAAGGAGAUGUUGCCACGGUGACAAAGCUUUGCCUUAAGUUCAUGACCUUUGACCCAAACUACAACUAUGACGAUGAAGAGGAGGAAGACAGCAUGGACGUGGAGGAAGGGCUGGAGGAAGAUGUAAUCCCGGCGGCUCCAAAAGGACCUGGGAACAGACCAAAAUAAAAUACAAGAACAUCCUUCAAUCUGCCAACAAGAAAAAAAAGGAGGGGCCCUCCUCCAGCAGAGUUCACCCCUGCCGAGGAGCUGGCCCUCAGCAACAAUGAGGGUCGGCCCUUGAUGGUAGGGGUGGAAGGGGGGUUCUCUACAGACCCUGGUUGCAGCAGCUCCCACCACCUUUAUAUACAGGAUGAUGGGAAGAACAUGGUGUUGCUGCCCCCCCCCCCCAAUCAACAACUAUACCUCAUACAGAGGGGGGCCUAGAUGAGGAUGACACACUGUCAGAGAGCGCAGAGAUGGAAGAAGGAACUCUUCCUCCCCGGCAGCUACAGGUGCUGAUUCCUCCCCCACAGCAGGUGCUGAUUCCUCCCCCACAGCAGGUGCCGAUUCCUCCCCCACAGCAGGUGCCGAUUCCUCCCCCACAGCAGGUGCCGAUUCCUCCCCCACAGCGGGUGCCGAUUCCUCCCCCGCAGCCUGGGCCCUCAUCUAGGCCCUCAUCUAAGCCCUCAUCUAGGCCCUCAUCUAGGCCCUCACGACAAGCUGAAGCAGACACUGUGCGGGCCCUGUACAAACGGACCCUAGUCCAAAGCAUCCAAUUGAAUGACCUCCUCAUAGAGCACCAGAAGCUGUUGAUGGAAAAAACAAAGCUGGAGGUGGAGAAAUUGGAGAGAGAAAGACAGGUGCUGCUCCCCCCGGUGGUCUCCUGUGUGGAGGACUCCUUCUAUAAGAUCACCUCAGAGGCUCUGCUGGUGGUCCUGCAGCUGGUGAGAGUGAUGAGGCCUCAAGGACCCUCAGCAGGGGGGGGAUUCGACCCCAAACCCUUCGUCAGAGAGAUCGACCUGUCCUCCAUCCUGCCGGAGACGCUCUCAGUUUUGGGAUCUUUCCUCCGAAAGAACGAGCGAGUUCUGAAGCUCGGGACGCUGGCCUGUCUCACCUCGAUCAUCACGCAUCAGGCUGCAAACAUCAAACCUGCCGCGCUGGAACCGGUCCUGAGCGAGCUGCCGGGUCUGGUGGAUGAGAGCGACAUGCACGUAUCACAGGUGUCGUCACGACAGGAGGAUGUCAUCAUUGGCAUGCUAGCACGCACUGAUGAGUUCCUCCAAUGGUCAGGGCUGGAGGUGAAGCAAGCUAAGUGUGCCGUACUCCAUGAGCGCCGCAGUGGAGGCAACCGCUGGUAUAAGGCCAAGAACGACAAGCCCCCCUCCUUUCUUGUAAUGGGCCAACCUAUUAGGGUGUAUUCCCGUAAUGAGACCUACCCAUACCUUGGCCACAGGUUUAACAUCGCUGGUGAGUGGGGGGAGCAGGUCGAGGAGCUCACUACAGAGUUUCUCCAUCGUCUCCACCUGAUUGACCUGUCCCCCCUCCCCGUCCUCAUGAAGUUCCAGGCUGUGAGAGAGGUGGCUUUGGCUAAAAUUCAACAUCUCUUUGCCAAUGUACACAUCCCUCUCAAGGCACUGAGAGAAAUGACAAACAAAACUGUCCAGUUGGUCAGAAAGUGGGUGGGCCUCAACACACACUCCACACGGGGCAUGAUCUUUCUCCCAUGUGGAGAGGGGGGGCUGGGUGUCCCCAAUGUCGAGUGGACCUACAUAGCCACCAGGCUAGCCCACCUGAUCCACAUGCUUAACAAUGAUGAUGUCACCGUAAGAGAAAUGGCCAGGGCCUCUCUCCUGCUGGAUCUACAAAGAAGGAAGAUCCCCCUGGCCAGCGCAGACCAGAACAACUUCCUCGGCUUCAGGAGGAAGGACUCUGGGAAACUGGACUCUCAGGCCAAGGGCUUCGGGGUCUGGUCUGACUGGCCAGAUCUCAAUGACCUCUGCAAUCGGACUGGAGUCCAGCUGAAAUGGACAAGACUCAACACACAGACUGAAGUCCCCGUCUCUGAUGAACUGAUCACAGACCCCAGUGUGGUUGUGAAGGCCGACAUCACAACACCUCAGGAAGAGACUGUGGAACUGCACCGAGACUCUGCAAGGAGGGUUCUGCUCAGCAUGAAGCAGUCUGAGAUCAAGCAGCACUGGUGUGGACUCAGAUUACAGGGAAAGCUAGCCUGUUUGGGGUUUGCUGACCACUCAGUCUCACACUCAGUGUUUAAGAACGCCGCUGUUGGUGAGGAUGUUCUGACAUUUACCAUCAAAGCAAGACUGCAGGUAUUACCCACUAAGUACAAUCUGUCCACCUGGUACCCUCACAUUCACACUCCAUUCUGUUUAAACCACCAGGAUUCACAACAACACCGAGAAUCCAUUGCACACAUAACAAAUGGAUGUAAUGCAUACAAACGCCUGUACAUAGCCCGUCAUGACCGUAUUGUGGACAUUGUGUCUGAUGCGGUACAAAACAUCUUACCAUCUAGCGCAGCAAUGUACAAGCACACUAGAGUGUUACCAGAAUGGUUUGGUUUUACCAAUGAUGUCUUUGCUAACAUCCCAAAUACACCUGAUGUUGUUUUUGUUGACACCAACCACAGGGAGGUGCUAAUAUUAGAAGUAGGCUGUGCCUUUGACCUGUACAUGGACCAGGCUUUCCAGGACAAGUAUAUCAAAUACCAACCACUGCUCCAUGUCAUAACCAGCUUUGGGUACAAGUGUAGAUAUAGCAUACUCAUAUUCGGAAGUCUUGGCCAUGUAUAUAAAUACACCAUGAUUGGUCUGAGAAUUGCUGGAAUGUCAAAAAGAAAAGCCAAACAAAUUGCCAAAUAUUGCUCUGUUUCAGCUAUUAUUGGCAGCUUAGCCGUGUGGAGAAGGAGAUGCUAUGUGUUCCCUUAAGGCUGCUGCUUAGCCGUGUGGAGAAGGAGAUGCUAUGUGUUCCCUUAAGGCUGCUGCUUAGCCGUGUGGAGAGGGAGAUGCUAUGUGUUCCCCUAAGUGUUCUGUGCUGCUUAGCCCCGAUAUAUUUGAUUCCCUGUCUUAUGUAAUAUAAUUUGUGGAACCAAAUAAAGUAUUCAAAUGUG
Molecule: messenger RNA, 3353 nt
Organism: Trematomus bernacchii (emerald rockcod)
Lineage: Eukaryota; Metazoa; Chordata; Actinopteri; Perciformes; Nototheniidae
Exons: 12
Coding region: 700-3171 (823 amino acids)
Biological process (GO): SCF complex assembly; protein ubiquitination
Cellular component (GO): nucleus
Source: RefSeq, a predicted model, not a curated record